Molecule: messenger RNA, 5972 nt
Organism: Platichthys flesus (European flounder)
Lineage: Eukaryota; Metazoa; Chordata; Actinopteri; Pleuronectiformes; Pleuronectidae
Gene: chst3b
Product: carbohydrate (chondroitin 6) sulfotransferase 3b
Exons: 2
Coding region: 1289-2593 (434 amino acids)
Biological process (GO): carbohydrate metabolic process; N-acetylglucosamine metabolic process
Cellular component (GO): Golgi membrane
Molecular function (GO): N-acetylglucosamine 6-O-sulfotransferase activity; chondroitin 6-sulfotransferase activity
Source: RefSeq, a predicted model, not a curated record
UGCAGAAUGAAGAACCUUUUUUCCGACACAUACUUUUCACCUUCUUACAGUUGAGAUGCGUACACAGAAAUGGACAGAGCGUUCUGUCUGUACUCUGCGUUCCCAUCGUCCCCUGCAUUUCCAUCAGGAGUCAUAGGGGGCAGUGUAGGGAACAGCUACUUUGCCUGGACUUUGUAGAGAGGACAGAUUUACCUCCUCCUCAGUCCACAUCUUUGUGUGCUGCCAUAGUGGAUGUAUCCAUGGCAAUGUAAAAGACGCAAAGGAGUAUGCUGGCAGCGAAUGUUGCGUUGUUUGAAAUGGACGCAGUGCUCUUCGCAUGUGGAGGCUGUAUAAGUGAGCCAUCACUCCACACUCCUCUAAGAGGGAUGCAAUAUUACUGAUUGCAGUUACACACUGGGUUGCCUGAUUGGUCCAAUUCUAGCUUGCUAAGAAAAACACCCAAAUUAUCCAAACUGCUCAUCUUCAUCAGGAAAUUCCUACUCUGGUACAAUCUAUACUCUCUCCAGUUAACCUUGAAAGACCAUGUGCUUCCUCUGGGCUUUAAGAUUCUGCAGAUCAGGAUGUUCUCUUCCAAAGUACCAUGAUCUAACUACUGCUAAUGCGCUUUAUUGAAUAUAUACAGUAUGAGACCAAGUAUUGGUUACAUGAGCAUCCCAGUCAACCCAGUUAACUUCAACCCAUAUGUGCCCUCACCGUUCAUUAGACUGACUCACCCAGUAAAUGCAGUGCAGCAGCUCUCAGUCUAGCAUGGUGGGUGGGCAUGUCCCUGAAAUGCACUGGUGCACUUAAAGAUAACAAGGACUACCUCGUGGGAAGGACUGUCUCAGAUUCCAGCCAUUGUCUAUUCUUACCUUCCGAAGAUAUGAUGUGUUUGUCGCUCAAGUGAAUCUUUGGCCUGAUGCUGCGCUCACUUAAGAGAGGAAGAAAAGAGUCAUGUAGGGAUGACAAUAGCCUCCGUGCAAACACAUAACUGACGCAGCAUCACGGUGCAGUUUCGCAUGUGCAACUUUCAACUUCCCAAUUUCAACAAAUUGUUGAAACGAAUAUCUAGAAGUGUGUAGAUGGAGAGAAUUGAGACCAAGUAGGUGCUCGCAGCCAUGCUCCUGUGUGCAAAAUGUGUAACUGACAGGUUGAUGUGCAUUUCAUUUACAGGGUGAAACAUUGCCUACAGCGAGGAAUACAAAUAACUGGAAGGCUCUUUAAGAAGGCGACUGGAGACUUGCGAGAUUGGCAGAACCUAUUAAGAAGCAGUCUGUAAAAGCAUAUCCAGACACAGCUACAUCCAAGAAUGAGGAUCAAAUACACAAUAUCCAUUGUCUUUUUUGUGGCACUUGUUAUCAUUGAGAAGGAAAACAACAUUAUCUCAAGGGUGUCGGAUAAGCUCACGUUAAAGCAGACCCCCCAGACCCCUCUACAGCCAAGUAGCUUCUCCCACAUACUGCUGAAGCACAAUGCUUCCAUUACGCCACCCAAGAAUGACUCUGCCUUCACGCUGAUGAAGCGGCGCCUGGAGAACUACAGCGAGCACCAGGAGGUGAAGACAAGGGGCAGGAAGCACAUCCUCCUGCUGGCCACCACCAGGACCGGUUCCUCCUUUGUGGGCGAGUUUUUUAACCAGCAGGGCGACAACAUGUUCUACCUGUUUGAGCCGCUGUGGCACGUGGAGAAGAUGCUGACACUGGACACUGGAGGCACCAACGCCACAGCGUCAGCCAAGGCGUACCGCAACGUGCUCCAGCAGCUCCUCCUGUGUGACUUCUCGCUGCUGGAGAGCUUUAUCGACCCUCUCCCUGUAAACCAUAUCACCAGCGCUCUUUUCCGCAGGGAGUCCAGCAGCUCUUUGUGCGAGGAGUCAGUCUGCAGCCCCUUCGUCAAAGGGGUCUUUGAGCGAUAUCACUGCAGGACAAGGCGCUGUGGGCCCCUGAACCUGACCAUGGCGUCUCUGUCCUGCCUCCAGAAGGAGCAUAGGGCCAUCAAGUCAGUGAGGGUACGCCAGCUGGAGACCCUCCGUCCUCUGGCUGAGGACCCACGUCUUGACGUGAAGUUCAUUCAGCUGGUUCGGGAUCCUCGGGCUGUUCUGGCCUCACGCAUGGUGGCCUUUGCAGCCAAAUACAAGAACUGGAAGGAGUGGGCCGCAGGUGGGGACAUACCCAUCGAUGAUGACGAGGUGAGGAAGUUAAAAGGGAACUGCGACAACAUCAAGAUGUCUGCAGAGAUCGGCCUCAGGCGGCCAAAGUGGCUGCGUGGGCGCUACAUGCUAGUGCGUUACGAGGACAUUGCCCGGUUCCCUAUGAGAAAGGCAGCUGAGAUGUACAGAUUUGCUGGAAUCCCGUUCACUCCUCAAGUGAAAUCCUGGAUCCUGAAGAACACCCAGGCCUCCAAGGAUACCAGUGGUGUUUACUCUACACAGAAGAACUCCUCAGAACAAGUAGAGAAAUGGAGGUUUAGCAUACCCUUCAAAAUAGCCCAGGUUGUACAGAAAGUGUGUGGGCCUACACUGAAACUUUUUGGGUACAAAUUUGUAAGUAGUGAAGAAAUGUUAACAGAUAAGUCUGUGAGUUUGAUCGAGAAUAAGGUUUUUAAUGUUUUAUAGGCCAACGGACCCAAACUCUGAAUCCUGAUGCAGGAAAACCAACAGUUUCUGGAAUGACUGAUAUUUUUUAGGGUCUUUCAUGCUGGUGCAGAGAGCUUUAUUUUUUUGAUAGCGUGCUAUUUAAAGAUUUUCACUAUUUAAAAUAGUUUGAUGAAGACAAUGUAUUGUUGGGCAGAAGAUCCAUAUAUUUAACUUUUAAAGCAAGGAAGUUGAAAACUGUAUAUAUGGGUAAAACAGGAAGCACGAUUAACCUAGGUUUUUGCACUCGAUCUGACGUAAAACUGUGUCACUGGCUUAUGCAAUCAGGAACUGAAUCCUAAGGUAGAUAGUUGUGGGCAUGUGAGCAAUAUAUGAGCUGUUUCAAAGACUUCCAGGUUCCUCAUUAGUUAUUAGUUUUUGUGCAGCAACUCCUGAGUUAGUCACAUAAGCUGCUUUUACACCAAAGAAACUUGAAAGGAGUUGAAAUGACAGAACGAGGAAAAUUCCAAUUCUAUGCAUGAGAUGUAAUGAAGUAACGCACCGGGCUCAAUCUAAUUAUUUUGAAUUUGUGCUGAAGUUUCAUGACUCCAGGUCGGAAUGUGCUCCACAGGUAUUUCCCCCCACACACACACACUGCGGGGGGGCACUUCUCUUGCACACGUACAUAGUAGUUUGCUUGUACGUAAUUGGCCAAAAAUCGUUUUAAGUUAUCCUUUGGAGCGUAAAGGACCCUUUCUGUCGAACAGAUGUUUACACUGCUACUGUAUUCAAACAUUCCAACUGCAGCUGGUUUGCAGGAUUGUGCGAGGUUUGUCAGCAGGUCCCUGUCUGUUGACUCAAGUCUCUUGACUCGUGAUAAAAAAAAGGGGCCCCCCGAUACUCAGGCCUGCCAGACUGUUUGAUGACAAUGUUCUAGUGUGUUCUUUUUUUUUAUUUGCUUGUUGCAAUAAACCAUCUUUUAAAAACUCAUUUUUAUAAAUUGAAAAUGUGGAAGUAUUGCAUCUGUAACUGUAGCUCUUGAGUUAGUUAAGUUGUGUGAAAAACUUUUACACCCGGAUGACAGAUGCAACGAUCACAGAGGAUAAGCAAUGACAACAGGAAGCAAAUGUGGCAGAUCAAAGAUACCCAGUUUGGGCGUAAAGUAAAAGGAACACAGACGCUGAGUAAACAGUUCCCAGUCAAUAAAUAUUCCGUUUGCAAAGCUCCUAAUAGCAGAACCCGUGCACUUCAAUCCCUGUUGUGGUGGAACUACCAGGGGGAUCACCAAAGCUAGCAAGAUUUAUCCCUUGGACACUGUGGAUAUCCGGACCACAAUUCAUAGCGAUCCUUAAAACACUCAAGACGUUUCACUAAAAAACAGAAAGGUCACCCUCACAGUGGGGCUGUAGGCAAAAAUUUCUGUUAAGCAUUUCAUGACAAUUCCUGACAUGUCCUUGUACUGUUGUUGUCCUGUACUACUACUCAUUGGAGACUAAGGGCUGUGUUUUGCUGGAAAAAAGAAAAAAAAAACUUGAAAAGCUGUGUGAGCAUCAGACUAGCAAUUGUAUAAUGGUGCUUUGAAGUGUUCCUCUUAUUUGGUCCAUUACUACUCACGGCUGGUUCCCAUUCAUUCUUUAUGCAUGUAAGAGUUUGUUGACGUGUUUUGUGCUUUGUGCAGAAAAAGAAGGAAAUCUAUAAAAGAAACAUUUCAUUUCAUAGCUUUGAGCUGUGAAACCCCUGCACUGUUUUCCAAGCCUCCUUUACUGUUUGUUUGACUGGUUAAUCGAAGCGUCUCUUGCCUUUUUUCAGUUCGGCCCCAUCUAUCCCAAAUGCUGAGGGCUUCUGCACACUGACUGGUUUGUGUCUGAGGCGGCAAGAGGGCAGGAGACUGUGGAGGCAGCUGCCUCGACUUCCAGUGUGUUUACCACCGAGGGCCUGGCUAUUUGAGUCUCCAAACCUAGUAAUUACCCCGAGCUUUACAUAUAAUGUGGUCCAAAUCGCUUUCGUCCACCUGACCCCACCCACUAGCAGAAAUGCAGACAGCCUGCCAUUUAUACCAUCUCUCUCUCUCUCUCUCUGACACGAUUCUUCUCUAUUUGUUAACGAGUUACUUUUUAUUUUAUCCACUCUUUCAUUCGUGCUCCCACACGUCGCUGAGCCAAGCCACCUCAGUGCUCUUGAAGUACAUUCACUCAUAUCAACAGAUCAUUAUGUGGUGAGUUUGGGCUGGUUGUUCUAUUUUUCGCUUUUAAAAAGAAGUGCUGCCAGGUCAGCAGCGUCUCAGCGUCAACCUAAUGAGGAGAGCUUCAGCAUUCAUAAACUCUUAUAUUGGACUGACUUUAUGUGGGACGUGUGGAGGGUGGAGUCACUGUAUGGUUGGGUAAAAUAUAGAAUAACCACUUUCCACUGAAUUAAAGCCUCCCCCCCCAAUCCAAACCUCCCGCCCCCACCCAGCGGUGAAAUGAGGGCAUUUAGGUAGCCCCACCCUCCUGCUCAGUUAUAUGGUACCCUGCCACAUCAACCGUGCAGGGUUUUGAAAUUUGCCAAAAGAGCCUGAGCGGAGGACCCGAGUGAUGCCACGCUGCGAGAUCAGAUCAACAGACAGAAAAUUGGGGUGAUUCAGACACGUCUCCAGGGGCACACGUGUAAUAAACGUGUGGCGUUUGUGGGACGAUAAUGAUAAUGACGGUUCAGGAAGAGACAUAAAUCUAAACUCACAGUGAAUUAUCUCGCGCUGAGGAAUGCAAUUCAUAAAAGUCAGGUUGUUGCAUGCGAGUGGGAGCAGAAUUUCGUCGCUCUAACCUAACUGCAAAAACCUGAUGAGAGAUGAGGAUGCACAUUCACUUUUUUCCUAUGUGUUCAUGUCCUGGAGAUGUCUUCUUUCCAACUAUACAUAAAAUCCAUAUGUGCUAAUUUUUUCAAGCACAUCGGCCGAAGCUGCUCUGUGGCAAACUUUACAUAAAGGAAGCACUUGUUGGAGAAUAUCAAACAAAAUUAGGCAGUGAAACAAGUUUUUUGUCGCCAUUUAUUGACACAAGAUCAAGUGGCAACUUUUAUUAAAGCCACACAUUUUUCUCAUUUUGGGCUUUAAUAGGAAACUGUAACCUGGGUGCCUUAAUUUGUUUUCGUUUCAGACCAUACACAGAGACAUCAAAGAUCUGAUGCGGUUUUCGUUUCUGUGCCGCGGCUGCACAGUUGCAGCAGUUUCAGUAACUCAAAUGUUUUUAAACACAAAAAACCGCAGCAGCACAUAGUGUACCAAUCUACGUACGUCCCGUCACAUCCUCUUAUUCUUAUCUUUGUACACUCAUGUCACCAGGAAGUAUGAAACUGUUCGAUAACGCUGUGUCACCGACGACUCUCCAAGUCAUCAUUGGGCAAUUUUUGUGCUGAAGAAAUUAAAACAUUUGUCAAAUUUUGU